UCUUUAAUCCUCUUUCUCUCUCUUUCUCCCUUAUUCCCAAAUUUUAAAUAAUAAUAAUAUCACAAGAAAUUAAAUUACAUAUUUAUUUUGAUCAACAAGAAGCUUUAAUUUAAGGAAAUCAUCAUCAAGAAAUGGAAGUAAAUAUGAGAACAUCAAACAAUAAUAAGUCUUCUAACUCUCAAAGUAGUGAAGAUGAAUCCGAUCUCCGACGAGGUCCAUGGACCGUCGAGGAAGAUCUUACACUUAUCAAUUACAUUGCCACUCAUGGGGAAGGCCGUUGGAAUUCGUUGGCUCGAUGUGCAGGCCUUAAACGAACCGGAAAAAGUUGUAGAUUGAGAUGGUUAAAUUAUUUACGUCCUGAUGUUCGUCGUGGAAAUAUUACUCUUGAAGAACAAUUAUUGAUCCUUGAACUCCAUUCUCGUUGGGGCAAUCGGUGGUCGAAAAUAGCACAAUAUUUACCGGGAAGAACAGACAAUGAGAUUAAGAACUAUUGGAGAACAAGAGUACAAAAGCAUGCUAAACAACUAAAAUGUGACGUGAAUAGCAAGCAAUUCAAGGACACAAUGAGAUAUCUAUGGAUGCCUAGGCUUGUCGAAAGAAUUCAAGCCGCCAACGCCGGCCACCCAACCGCCACGGCUACAACAUCCGGUGGCUCGACAAGCACCACAACCACAACCACAACCGCAACCCCAGGUCAUCAUGCCAUGACAUAUUCUGAUAAUUUCAUCCAUGCACAAGUAAAUUCCAAUUUUACUCCUGAAAAUUCAGCUAAUUCUUCUGAUUCCUUUGGUACACAAAUAUCAGAUUUUGAUUAUUAUGGAAUUCCAAUUAAUAAUAAUCAAGAUUAUAUUCAAGGUGAUCAAGUUUAUUAUGGGGGUGAAAACCCAUUAAGUAGUCCUAAUUGUGGUUAUAUUAAUAAUCAAGGGAUGGAUUAUCAAGGUAUUGAUGCUAAUUAUAACACCCAAGAACAACAACAAUGGCCUUUUGGUGUUGGAGAUACAAAUGAUAGUUUGUGGAAUGUUGAAGAUAUUUAUAUGUUACAGCAACAAUUUAGUAACAUGUGAGUUUAAUAUUAUUUGCCCCUUUUUUUUUAAUAAUUAGGAGUCACAUAUUAAAGAGUUUCCCAAUUGGAUACUCUUAAUUAUUAUUUGUGUCAUUAUUAUAUUAUACAUACACCAUGUAAUCUUAGGAUCACCUACACAUAACACAUGGGUUUUGUGAAAAAUGGGAAAAAAAAAAGAUAAGAAAAGAAAAAAGAGAGGGUAUAGUUUUAUUUGUGGAUUAUAAAUUUGUAAUUUUCUUUUUUUUAUUUUUUCAUUUUCAGAUUGGGGUAAAUUUAUAACUGGGAUUCAAAAGUUUAAUAUUAAUUCUUUGAAUUGAUCAUUUAUUAAUUAUAUGUUUUAUGAUUAUAGUAUGAUCGUAAAUUUACUACUUUUCUUCUAGUAUGCUUAUCAAUUCUGAACGUAUAUUUUAUCGCCUUGUACAUAUUUGAUCAUAUGCAUCACUAAACUCAAUCUGAUUAACAAUAAUAACAUUUUGUGAGUAAGAUUAUAAGUAUUUUAACAGACCG
Amaranthus tricolor (Joseph's coat) is the source of this 1570-nucleotide messenger RNA. Its product is annotated as transcription factor MYB108-like. Bases 132 to 1064 code for a protein of 310 amino acids. Gene Ontology annotation, molecular function: sequence-specific DNA binding; DNA-binding transcription factor activity. Gene Ontology annotation, cellular component: nucleus. The record is from RefSeq and is a predicted model, not a curated record. The transcript has 3 exons. NCBI's taxonomy places the organism in Eukaryota, Viridiplantae, Streptophyta, Magnoliopsida, Caryophyllales, Amaranthaceae. Gene Ontology annotation, biological process: regulation of DNA-templated transcription.